AUGUUGCAUUCUCAAGACGCAGAAGAAUUAAGUAAUGGUAGUGAUACAGAGAUCAGCGAUAGCGAGUUUGUUGAAUAUGAAUAUGUAUUUGCUGGACCAGAAAAGAGUCUGAUGCCGGAACUACCUCUUGAAAAAGAAGUGUCUGAAAAUGACAUUCGAUCGGCAAUAGAAAAAUUCGCACAAAAUUUUGACGAAGUUUAUCCAACACCAGGACCUGCACUAUAUAUGGGACCGCUCCAUGAAGCCAUGAAUGAUUCAUUAUUGGAUCCUGAUCCUAGCAAACGACGUCCUUUGUUACUCUAUUUGCAUCGGAAUAAUACACCAUCUACACAUUUAUUUUGUAAAAAUGUACUUUGUAACCGUGAAAUUAUCAAUUAUAUUGAAAGCAAUUAUCUUGUCUGGGCAUGGGAUUGUACAAAAGAUGCUAAUUAUCAACGGUUUCUAUUGAUGUUACUUGAACAUGCUGGUCCCAAUGUUACAGCAACAGUGGUUACAAUACCUAUUGAUGAAUAUCCACAGUUGAUCUGUCUUUUAUACGAUCAAGAUCAAGUCAAUGCUAUUAAAGUCAUUUACAAUCCUGACGACUGCACGUCUGUAGAUGAAAUAUACAUGCGUCUUCUUAGCAUAACAGAACGAUUCAAUUCUUCAAUGGAGAUACUUAAGGAUAAAAUUCAAAGUUUUUCUAUCUUGUCCUCUUGUAGUUGGUCACCUCCAACAAGUCAAUUGCACAUUCUCAAUCAACAAACAGAUGAGUUUCGAAAUGUUGCUAGUUAUUUUACGAACGAUCAUUGUCAAAUCAUUUGUAUUGAACGAAUUAAAAAUGAAAGAUGGUGUACGACUUAUCAAAAAGAGAAGAAAACAAUUGAUGAACGCCUUCAUUUCACUCAAACUGAUCGCGUUCUUUUUCAUGGUUGUCUACGAACAGCUUCUGAAGAAAUUUUACAACGAGGAUUUCACCAAAAAAUUGUCGGUAUACAUGGUACAGACUACGGUGACGGAUUCUACUUUUCAACGAAUCCAAUGCGUAGUCACAAGUACGCUUUGCCUGAUCUAUCACGUUGGGGUGAACGAACAAUGCUUAUAUGUCAUGUUAUCAUUGGUCAAACACAUCAUGGCCAUUCGACGAUGGAAACCAAUGGAAUACAAUACGAUUCAGUCACCGAUGGAUCAGAGAUUUAUGUUGUCUCUUCAAAUCGACAAAUUUUACCGGAAUAUCGUGUCACAUAUAAAUAUAUUUCGUGA
Molecule: messenger RNA, 1242 nt
Organism: Rotaria sordida
Lineage: Eukaryota; Metazoa; Rotifera; Eurotatoria; Philodinida; Philodinidae
Source: the annotation of a GenBank genome assembly